Messenger RNA from Penicillium cataractarum, 783 nucleotides. RefSeq lists its product as uncharacterized. The record is from RefSeq and is a predicted model, not a curated record. NCBI's taxonomy places the organism in Eukaryota, Fungi, Ascomycota, Eurotiomycetes, Eurotiales, Aspergillaceae. Bases 1 to 783 code for a protein of 260 amino acids. The transcript has 2 exons.
AUGGCUGAGCUCUCCAAGUAUCUUAAGGAUCACGAAGGAGAGGGAGACAAACCAACAGAACCGAAGGAGAUUAAAUGCUCCAGCACUGACUAUAGCAAAGCCGUCGACGUGGAUAUUUCUUUCAUGCAACAAGUCGCUGAUAAAUUCUGCGAUGGUGAUAUGAGCAAGAAGCGCAGUCAAGACUUGACAAACAAGGACGUCUCAAGCUCUGCCUACGACAAGUACAAGUUCCACUUAGAGUUCGACCCGGGGAAGAACUGCAAGACCGAUUGCAAGGCGACUUUCAAGUCCAUGAUUAGCAAAUGCGAGGGUUAUAAUAGCCAUUCUAUCCAAUUAGAAGGAAGCGCUAAGUUUGACUGUGACGCAAGCUACAGCUAUAAAAUCACUGUACCCGACAAGCCAAAGCCGAAGCCCGACCCUGGCUUUGAACAACACGGUUUACAGGAGAGAAAAUGCCAUACCACCGACCAGUUUGGAGGGCAUGGGGACGUUCGUGGGUCUGAGAUUAGCAUGGCUGCAACAGGCUGUGCUGGCAUUUCCGACGACAAAGCCAAACUGAAGGAAGGCUCUGAGCCUGUGAAGAUGCAGUCCACGUAUGGGAGCACCAAAUUGCAAUUCACCAUGUCCUGGAUUGAAAACUGCAAGGGACCUGAGCAAGACGCAAGAUAUCCUUUUGGAGAGCCACACAACCUUGGUAAUACCUGCUGGCAGCUCCUUUUGGAUGAUUGGCAGAAGUGUGAGUCAUAUCUUCACACUCCUCUUCUCAAUUGUAUACUGACCUAA